AUAGCUAUAUAUAUAAGUUGAAAACUUCUCCAAAUGAUUGAAUAUCAUUGUAACCAACAACCCAAAAAUCAAACGCAAAUCUUUCAUCCCAUAUGGCAACUAAACUACCUUCUGAAUCUCACCAAGCAACAAAAUGUCACUCUCUAUACAUUCCAAACCAAAUUCUAAACCCAACCUAUCUUAGAAUAUUGGAUACCACCCUCCGCGACGGCGAACAAUCACCUGGCGCAGCGAUGUCUUGCAAGGAGAAGCUCGACAUCGCUCGCCAGCUGGCAAAGCUACGUGUCGAUGUCAUUGAGUCAGGGUUUCCAUCUGCUGGAAAUGAUGACUUCAUGGCAGUCAAAAUGAUAGCUCAAGAGGUUGGCAAUAAUGUUGAUGAUGAUGGGUAUGUUCCUGUUAUAGGUGGUAUGUGUAGGUGCAGUGAGAAGGACAUUGCCAUUACUUGGGAAGCUGUUAAAUAUGCAAAAAGGCCAAGGAUAUGUACUUUUUUAGCAACUAGUCCAAUUCAUAUGGAGUACAAAUUGAGAAAGACGAAAGAUGAAGUACUUGUCAUGGCUCGUGAUAUGGUGAAAUUUGCUCGGAGUUUAGGUUGUUGUGAUGUCCAAUUUGGUGCUGAAGAUGCUGCCAGAUCGGACAAGGAAUUCCUUUAUCAAAUUCUUGGAGAAGUUAUCAAAGCUGGGGCAACAACUGUGGUGAUACCUGACACUGUGGGCAUAGCAAUGCCAUUUGAAUUUGGAAAUCUCAUUGCUGAUUUAAAAAAGAAUACCCCUGGAAUUGAAAAUGUUAUCCUUGCAACCCAUUGCCAUAAUGACCUUGGACUUGCUACAGCUAACACCAUAGAGGGUGCUCGUGCAGGUGCUAGACAGUUAGAAGUUACGAUUAAUGGGAUUGGUGAAAGGGCUGGUAAUGCCUCAUUAGAAGAGGUUGUGAUGAUCGUGGCAUGCAGGGGCAAUGAUAUCUUAGGUGGUCUACAUACAGGAAUUAAUACAAGACAAAUACUAAACAUAAGCAAAAUGGUCGAAAAGUACUCCGGUUUGCAUUUACAGCCUCACAAAGCUCUUGUUGGUGUUAAUGCUUUUCUUCAUGAGAGUGGCAUUCAUCAGGAUGGCAUGUUAAAACAUAGAGGCACAUAUGAAAUAAUAUCUCCUGAAGAUAUUGGUCUUGAAAGAUCUACUCUGGCUAGUCUUGUACUAGGGAAGCUUAGCGGACGCCAAGCAUUGAGAAAGAGACUUGAAGAGCUUGGUUAUGUAUUAAAGGACGAUGAAGUUGAGGCUAUGUUUUGGAAAUUCAAAGCAUUGGCUGGGAAGAAAAAGAGAGUAACCAAUGAAGAUCUCAAGGUAUUGGUGUCAAAUAAGGGGCAGAUACAUGGAAUUGUCUAUGAGAUUGGCGAUGUAUAGUGCAGGAAACAAAUUCAGAUGAAUAAACGUGGGAUCAAACAAGAAGAGCCAAGUUCACAAGUAUAGUGGAGCAACUAUAUUUUUUUUUCUAUGCACGUAUUUCUUGAUUCAAGCAUUUAUAGUUUCAUAAAAUUGUAGCCAAAUGUACCUUCACAUUAACUAGUUCAUUUAUGUAUUUAUAAUAAGCAUCCAUUAACUACAUCCUUUAAGAUAGAUAAAAGAAUAAAACACAACUAUGUUGCUUCCUUUUAUUCUCCACCAUUCAUAAACAUUAAGUCAAAAUAUCAUUUUAAAACACUUAC
Messenger RNA from Cicer arietinum (chickpea), 1699 nucleotides. Lineage: Eukaryota; Viridiplantae; Streptophyta; Magnoliopsida; Fabales; Fabaceae. The record is from RefSeq and is a predicted model, not a curated record.